AUGGCUGAAGAACCUUUCAGGAUUCUGAUUGUGGAUUCUGUGAUUGCACUUUUUCGUGUUGAUUUCAGUGGCAGGGGUGAACAUGCAGAGCGUCAGGAAAAGCAGUUCAAUGUUGCAGUGUACAUCACCAGCCAAGGUGGGCUUGCUAUUUAG
Molecule: messenger RNA, 153 nt
Organism: Miscanthus lutarioriparius
Lineage: Eukaryota; Viridiplantae; Streptophyta; Magnoliopsida; Poales; Poaceae
Source: the annotation of a GenBank genome assembly